AUGGUUCAAGAGGUUGGAUUUGAUGGGAUUUCCAUGGGAGGAAAUAGGGAAAGUGGUAGCGAGUCUUCUUCUUCUGCUUGUUCAGAGCAGUUUCAGGAUUCAAUGCAUGAGUCUAUCAACUCUGGUUGUCAUAAUGAUGAAAUCUCAGAAGCUGCAAACAAGAGGCUUAAGGAAACUCCUAUUCAGUCCAACGAAAAGGCUCAACUGGCGCAAACCCUUCUAAGCUUACCACCACUUGGUUUGUCACUUGGGAAGACGCCCUCUUUCUUGGACUUGAAAGAAAAAUUUCCCCGCAAACGAAAGCCCAAGCGUGCAGCUGAAGUUAAUGUUCAAUCUAUGUCCGAGAAGGAAAAACUGAAAGCUUCUAACUUCUGUGCCUCGUUACUCAGAAUUGGUUCAUGGCAGAGAGUAACUGAACAUGAAGGUGACCUGGUUGCAAAGUGUUACUAUGCUAAGAGAAAACUGGUUUGGGAAAUCUUGGAUAAUGGUUUGAAGAGCAAGAUUGAAUUGCAGUGGUCUGAUAUUAUUGCUAUUAGAGCUGUAAUUGAAGAAAACCAACCUGGCAUUCUAGAGAUUGAGCUAGGCCAGCCACCUACAUUUCAUCGAGAGUCUAAUCCACAGCCAAGAAAGCAUACUAUGUGGAAUCCCGCAACAGAUUUCACCGGCGGUGCAGCUCUCAUUCACAGGAGGCAUUAUCUUCAGUUCCCGCCUGGUUUGCUUGACAAACACUAUGAGAAGCUUUUACAAUGUGAAAGCCGGUUUUUAGAGAUGAGCCAGAGACCUUUCCCAAGUCAAAGAUCUCCUUACUUCCAAUCAUACAAUGGAGGUGCGGAUAUUUCUUUCGAAUUUGGUAGCCUUGGAGCGGAAAUCCCUUCCAACUUACCGUUACAAUUCCCAACACAUCUGGAUCCUAGACAAAUUCAAGCAUAUGAAGAAACAAAAGCAUCUCUCUGUUACACAGAUUCUACUUCACCAGUAUCAGAUGAGGUCAUCGGCAACCAAGGAGUUGAAACUCAGUGUGUGCCAUCAUCAUGGGAUUCACAAGUCGUUGCAUAUCUUUUAGCGAGAGAUCAAAUUCCACAACCGGUUUCUGCAGCAGAAGCACACUUCAAUCCAGCCAUUUCUUUCCAAAACUUCAAUGAACCAAUAGCUUAUAAUCAAGGGUCCCAAACGCUGUACAAUAUCGACAUCGAAAAGCAGUUGUUCAGCCACAUGCAGAUUCAGAGUUACAACAACUCACUAGGCUCAUCAUCAGCAUUUCCAGAGAAUUUGAAUUCUGGAGCAAUUACUGGUAUUGAGCAAACAAACUAUGACCAGAUAAUGAGUGCUAACACAAACUUGAUUCCGGGUGCAAGGGAUCAUACAGGCCAGGCUCUCCCGUUAAGCUGGAUGAUGGCACCUCUACCAAACAGCUGGGGUGCGCCGCCCCAAGUUGUUCCUUCGAGGCACUCAGGGAUACAUCCGGCUGAUAACAACUUGAGGUAUUCAUCUUUCAAUCCAAAUCCAACAACAGAUGACUAUGCCGCUUUCAACAACUCGGUGAACCGCUGAGAUGACUGCUUCACAAGGAUGAACGAAAGGGGAGAUCUACAAGGGAUGAGUGUAUUUUAUUUCUCGGCUUCAGCCCUCUGUUAGGUGUUAGGUUUUUGUUUUCAUCUUUCCUGUAAAAUUAUUAUUCAGCUAGAAUAGGCAGUCUGAUGCUCCUUUUAGCUUUAGUUAGUGCCUAGCAUUUAUUUUUCCAGAUUGUUUUUUCUCCCAAGCAUUGAGUUUUUGUGAGUAUUGGCAAUGCUUUGUUCUUGAAAUUUCUUCAAG
This is a messenger RNA of Fragaria vesca subsp. vesca, 1812 nucleotides long. RefSeq lists its product as uncharacterized. The transcript has 6 exons. The record is from RefSeq and is a predicted model, not a curated record. Bases 1 to 1551 code for a protein of 516 amino acids. Lineage: Eukaryota; Viridiplantae; Streptophyta; Magnoliopsida; Rosales; Rosaceae.